This is a messenger RNA of Mercenaria mercenaria, 3701 nucleotides long. Its product is annotated as serine/threonine-protein kinase RIO3-like. Gene Ontology annotation, cellular component: preribosome, small subunit precursor; cytosol. The record is from RefSeq and is a predicted model, not a curated record. Gene Ontology annotation, biological process: maturation of SSU-rRNA; protein phosphorylation. The transcript has 12 exons. Gene Ontology annotation, molecular function: ATP binding; protein serine/threonine kinase activity. NCBI's taxonomy places the organism in Eukaryota, Metazoa, Mollusca, Bivalvia, Venerida, Veneridae. Bases 258 to 1886 code for a protein of 542 amino acids.
GAGAUGAGUACGAAGAUCUAUGGGUAGACGCUUGGAUUGACAGAUUGCACAACAAAUUGACACAAAUAGAAAACAUUACAGAUUUUACCAAAAAUAGAACAGUUACAGGUUACAAAUAGGCAUCAGAAUAUAUAUAUCGUGAUACCAAAACAGAAGGUGGAAAGUAAAACACAGAACUUUAAAUAUUUCACGAGAAAAUAGAAAAUAUAGGUUCAGUAUAUUAUAAGGGUAAAACAGGAAAUACUUAUAUUAUUGUUAUGGAAGGAACAAUUACAGAAACACCAAAACCUAACCCAUGGGGUCAUCAUCAAACUGGAGGUUCACCAUGGGCAAAGACAACUGAAGUAAUACCAUGCUCUCUUGAAGAAGUUAUGAGUGAGCAGUUGGCAGGAGAACUGCAGCAGAAAGAAAAUACCAGACUAGACACAGAAUCUGCACAAGCAAUGGGGGUUGAUGUAGAUCCAGAGAUCCAGGACCUGAUCGGUGCGGCGGCAUCAGAUAAGGACACAGACAGUGAUGCAGUUCUAGCUCGUAUGUUACAAAUUCAGUAUGACCAGGAACACAACAAACUUCUACAAGCUGAGGAGAAACAUUAUAAUGGAACUAAUAAAGUGACUGUAUCAUUCAACAAUUACAUCUGUCCACACCCAACUUACAGUGAUGAUGAGGAGGAAGAACAAGAUGAGGAUGGUUACAUUGAGAAAUCACCCUGGGAUGAAAAGUCACCAUCGUUCAAUGCCCAGGGCUAUGCUGGUAAAGGAAAAAACAUUACAACUAAACAUGAUGCUGUGAUUUGUGGUAGGAAAAACGCUUCCAAAAUGAUGAAUUUUCCUCCGGAAUUUGUAAGUGGAGACGGUGAAGGUAUGGACAUGCAACUUCCUAACCACGUAUACAAUAAACUCAAACGUCACAGUGAUUCUGAAAAUAAAAGAAAUCAAAGAUUGCAUGACAAGAAAGAACACUCUACAGCUGAACAUGCAAUGGAUCCCAGAACUCGACUGAUACUGUAUAAACUUGUCAACAAUGGUACACUAGAAUCAGUGAGUGGUAGCAUAAGUACAGGCAAGGAAUCCGUCGUACAUCAUGCAUUUGGUGGCAGUAUUAAGGACCGGUCUUUGCCUACAGAAGUUGCAAUCAAGGUAUUUAAAACCACGCUGAAUGAAUUCAAAACUAGAGAAAAAUAUGUGCAUGGAGAUCACAGAUUCUCGAAAGAUGACUACAAAAAACAGAAUCCACGGAAGAUAAUCAAAAUGUGGGCAAUGAAAGAAACUGCUAACCUGAAUAGGAUGAGGAAGUUCAACAUUCCCUGUCCGGAAGUACAGUUGCUACGGAAACAUGUGCUGGUGAUGUCAUUUAUCGGACAAGAUCAGAUACCAGCACCUAAAUUAAAAGAUGCUAAAAUGUCACAAGCAGAUCUCGAGGAUGCUUAUGAUCAAGUGCUCGCGUUUUUAAAGAAAAUGUACAGAGAAUGUGGCCUAGUGCAUGCUGAUCUCAGUGAAUAUAACAUGUUAUGGUGGAGAGAGAAGGUCUGGAUCAUCGAUGUUAGUCAAGCAGUAGAUGUUACACAUCCUAAAGCCAUGGAGUUCCUGUAUAGGGAUUGUUCUAAUGUUUCUAGUUUUUUCAUAAAAAGUGGUGUCCAUAAUGUACUAUCUGCUGAGCGAUUGUUUAAUAAAGUAACCAAACUUGACAUUAAGGGACAAGGGUCAGAUUUUGUGGCACAGGUACAAAGAUAUGAUAAAGAAAAGCGUGAAGAACUAUUAGUGACGCAGUUAAGCAGUAAAACUUACCCAUUUGACUAUUUUUUUGAGAAAUCACAGCGCGAGAGAUCAGACUUUGAUCAGUUACAGAUCUCAGACAGUGACAGUGAUGAGGAAGAGGAAAACUGAGCCGCACUAGAAAAUGUUGCGGAAAAAUUGAAAAGGAUGCCUAAAAAAUAUUUCUGAAAAUGUUUUGGCAAGGGUCUUAAAAAUGAAAAACCCAACAUAAUUGAGGAAUUCAGGGGUUGGCGUGUCUGACAGGGUUCUGAAAAUCAAUCCAACAAUUUUUACCUGCUUUUCGUUUCGUGUUCCUUAGAUCUUUGCUUUUUUUCCUAGUCAUUUUUUUACAGAUUUCAGAUUAUGUAGCCGUUUAUCUCAGUUGGUAGCAGUAGCAGAGGAGUCCCUUUAUCUGCACUUGUACAUGUUUUUGUUCAACAUUACAGUAAGCAGCCAAUGUAUUCAAUUUUAAGAUUUUUGUAUGUUUAUGAAUUGUCUAACCAAGCAGUAGUUUUUCUGAAGAGGAAUGAAUUGAAAUGGUGCCACUGUCUGUGAUAGUGUUUUAGUCAAAUAUGAAAGAUAUUUUUUAAUUUUUGUUCUUGAGUGGUUUAUUGAAAUACAACAAUGGAUUUUAUUUUUAAAAUUUCAGUUUCAAACAGUAGGAUUUCCAUUUUGUAAUUUACUCUGUUACCAAACUUUACUUGAAUGUGAAAGAGAAGGGAUUGUAAAUAAUCAGAUUUUUUUUUUUUCAAAAUGUACAUCAAUAAAAAUAUACAAGAAUUUAAUUACCGACCAAAACAUAUAGAUAUGAUCUUAACAGUACAAAAAUAUAUAUGAUGAUUCUAACGGUAAUUCAAUUAAACAUUUUUAUAAUACUAACACUGUGGUAUCUUGAGUUUUGAUGUGACAUGGCCCAGAGCAUGUGAUGCUGGUAUAAUUCGAUAAAAAGUUUUAAAAACCAUUGGAAACACAUGAACUAAAAAGAAAAUUUGUUUGUUUUACCUGAAAGAUCCAGCUGUAUUUCAUUCAUGAAAACCAGAUUUUAAGAUUUUCUUUCAAGCCAGAAGUAUAUUGCAUUUGAUGUUCACUAAAUCAAAGGUAUAUAAUAUUUUAGAGUGUCUUACUCUGAAUCAAAAAUAUAUCCUCUUUAUUUUUCACCAAAUGAACAUCAGAUCCAGUAUUUUCAUAACUUAACCUUUACCCUGCUUAAUUUCUAUAACAAACUUGGCCAUCUUUCAAUUUGUACAGUACCACUGACUGUUAAAAGACUUACUGAACGGCGAACAAUGCAGAUCAUGAUCAGACUGCACAGAUGUGCGGGCUAAUCAUGAUUUACACUGGUCGCAAAGGCAGGACCAGUCGUGUCCAGCAUGGUAAGGGCUAAAGAGAAAAUAUGGAACAUAAGUUGAUCUACAUAGUCAAACUGUUCGCUCAAACUUGGAUAAUUCAAACAAUACCCUUUGCUCAAACUGGUCCCGGCAAAGCCUGUAUUUUGUAUAUUGUUUCGGUGGCUCAAACCACUGAUAAGACAAACAAAUUUUGCCGGGUUCGGUCGAGUUCAAGCGAACAAAGUUCUGAAUUGUUAUAUUAAGUAUUAUUUGUGUUACGAUUUCUUAUUUUCAUGUUUACUAAACUGUGAUAAUAGAUUGUAACAUGAAAAACUUACUUUUUUCCAUUGAGUCUAUAGUACCACAACAAUACUUUCUUUGGACAUGAAGAUUAAUUGUUUCUUGAAAGGAUAGAAAUUUACUUUUUUAUAUUAACAUGUAAUAUGAAGUCUAUUAAAGGAUUGUACUCCUGUGCACAUGAAAAGGGUCUAAGAAUAAAAUAAAGUUUAUUUUAGAUAUACAUGUAUUUAUAUGAUUGUGAUUUUGCAUUUAUUUGUAUGGUGUCCUUUGCAACUCUUUUUAGAAAAAAGAGAUACAUGUAAUAAAGAAUUUAAAAUUU